AUCUUUGUAUUAUCUAACACUGCCUAACACAUUAAACUAACUUCAAUAUACCCCAGCCGUAAUCUACUGUCAUCAGAAAUUAUAGAGAAUUCUACUGAGUAACGAAAAAAAAAAUUUUAACUAAGGAUGGCCGAUGAGAACCAGGACGAUUUGGAGGACAAACUAGAUAACUUUAUCAUUUGUAAACCAACAUCUCCUAAAUCCGAAAAUGCAACUAAAGUCCUACAGAGUGCCGGACCCACAAUUCAUAAGGGAAUACCUUUGACUUUGAGCGACAUAAGCCGCUCCAAACAGGAUCCGGAUCGACAACAUGUCUUCAUCACUGGCAAUUGGCACUUUGAGACUUGCAUUGUUCAUGCCUUUGUGGCCGACCGAGGUAGCCAUAAUAGCAGAUACUAUAAAUAUAUCCUAGACGAUGGCACCGCCUCCUUGGAAGUAAGCAUCCCCGCAAACAUCGAAAAGCAUAAGCAAAUUGCUUCGCUUAGCGAAGAGACCUCCACCCUAGGAGACAGAAUAACGUCGGGAAGUUUAAAACGUCUUCUAACAAAAUCCAACGAGUUUAUAGAUGCUUCUAUCAUUACACCUGGAAUGAGCAUUUUACUUGAUGGUCGUCCAAAUACUUUUGGGGGUAAAAGAGGAUUUCUAGCGUUUUCGUUUUGUUUGGAUAAUGACAGAUCUCGGGAAAUGGAAAUAGCAUUUGCUGAUCAUCUGAUAAAAUGGCACAGCAAAAAAUAGAAUGUAUCCUACUGUAAUCGAAUAGUUAUACCAAUUUGUUAAUUAAAAUUGACAUUUAUCUAAUAUAAA
Molecule: messenger RNA, 804 nt
Organism: Drosophila willistoni
Lineage: Eukaryota; Metazoa; Arthropoda; Insecta; Diptera; Drosophilidae
Exons: 1
Coding region: 127-735 (202 amino acids)
Source: RefSeq, a predicted model, not a curated record